Molecule: messenger RNA, 2125 nt
Organism: Rhincodon typus (whale shark)
Lineage: Eukaryota; Metazoa; Chordata; Chondrichthyes; Orectolobiformes; Rhincodontidae
Product: phosphatidylinositol-3-phosphatase SAC1-like
Exons: 8
Biological process (GO): phosphatidylinositol dephosphorylation
Cellular component (GO): endoplasmic reticulum
Molecular function (GO): phosphatidylinositol-4-phosphate phosphatase activity
Source: RefSeq, a predicted model, not a curated record
UUACUCUUUUGUAGAUAUUGUGCAUUUGAUUUCCACAAGGAAUGUAGCCAUAUGAGGUGGGACCGGCUGCAAAUCCUUUUGGAUGGUGUAGCAGACCAGCAGGACGAAUAUGGUUACUUCUUGGUGGAUUCUGAAGGAAAGACGGUCACACAGCAAGAAGGGGCUUUCCGGACCAAUUGUAUUGACUGUUUGGAUCGAACAAACGUUGUACAAAGUUUGUUAGCUCGACGCUCUCUCCAGUCACAGCUUCAGAGGCUAGGUGUUCUUCAUGUUGGCCAAAGAAUUGAGGAGCAAGCAGAGUUUGAAAAGAUCUACAAAAACGCAUGGGCAGAUAACGCGAAUGCAUGUGCCAAACAGUAUGCUGGAACUGGGGCCUUAAAGACUGACUUUACAAGAACUGGAAAGAGAACCAAGUGGGGCCUUGUGAUGGAUGGUUGGAACUCGAUGUUAAGAUACUACAAGAAUAACUUUUCUGAUGGAUUUAGACAGGAUUCAAUUGACCUGUUCCUUGGCAAUUAUGUUGUGGAUGAGACUGACUCUUUAGCCUUUUUACAUGACCAGAAAGAGUGGAGGUUCCUAGCGCUGCCUAUAAUCAUGGUCGUGGCUUUCUCAAUGUGCAUCAUCUGCUUGCUUAUGGCAGGUGACACUUGGACCGAGACCUUGGCCUAUGUGCUGUUCUGGGGGAGUGCGAGCUUUGGGACUGCUGCCAUCAUUCUCUUCAAUGGCAAGGAGUUCGUUGAUGCACCAAAGCUGGUUCAGAAAGAAAAGAUGGACUGAAUUUGUAUCUGUGGAAAGCAGCUUGGCAACCAAGAUUCUGUGCAAAUGUGGAGGAUCUUCUGACCUGCUUUCCACAUCCAGACACUGUGGUGUUGUCUUUUUAAAACAAUCAAUUUCUAACAGUGGAACUAAUGGUUGUGAUCUGCAGUUGGAGUUGGAUCAUUCAGCCUUAGCUUUAACAAACAUUUCUCUUCCUUGGUGAUUCUGGACGAUUUUUGGAACAACACUAGUGAAAUAAAAAGGAUUAGAAACAUCUCCUGCUCAUGUGAUCUUCCUAUUUGAUGACCAACAACAAAUGUACAAACAAACUCGGGGAUGGGGAGGGCAGGGGUGGGGGCUUUUCACACAGGGUAAUGGUUCAAAUCCAGCAAGCCUAUUACUAUUCCAGUCAGCUUGUCUGUGUGUGUAUAUAUAACUAUAUAUAGAUAUCAUGAAAUAGUGACAGAGCAGUAACAUAUCUGUGGAAUGAGUUAUUGUUUCCAGAUUUCAAGCUGUUAAGUUCAAAGUUUUGUAGAGCAGUUUGGAAAUCAACUUGCUGCAUGCCCUCAUUUCUUUCAGUCCAGUGUUUAAACCUGAAACCGCUUUCACAUCUGUCUGCAACAUAAUAACUCUUGGGUAAGGGAGCCUUGAUUUACAUGCAAAACUGUACAGCGAGUUUUAGACAAACCUGGAAUUUGUAUUAUGUUACAGAAUUAACUGUGUAUAUUUUGAUUUUUCCUGAGUUGUGCAUUAUUUUCAUUUAAUGACAGUGUAAUUAUAUAGUUGAAGUCCUGUUCUUUUUCUAAUUUUUACAUUUGCUUGUGCAGCUCUUCCAUUGAAGUAUUAUAUUUGAGCGUUAUCAAACUGUUAAAAUACUCAGUGGAAUUGUUUUCUGGCUCUUGUUGCUUUGGGAAAUAAUGUACUCUGAUUCACCCUAUAUUCCCCUAAACCGUGCCUAGUUUAUCCAUUCAUAUUUUUUAAUACCUUGAAAUAUCACUUUAAAUUGUCCAAAUGAGGAUGAAUGCUACCGCCUGUUUCAUUAUUAGUGAUGUACAAAUUGGGAUUAAAACUAGAGCAGAGCAAUGAAUUUGCAAAAUGCCUUUAAAUUGUCACGCAAUCACUGAUAUAGAGGGCAAUUCAAUCAGUGUAUUUUGCAGAUUGAGAACAAGAAUUGUCUUUCAGAAUUGCAACUAUAGUAUCUGUCGUAAGAGAUUAGUUCAGGUAUUUACAAAUGGGACUGGGCUGGGAGCAGCUUCUAUUUAUACAAGUGAAACUGUUGUCAGUUUUCCAACUAUAUCCAUUCCAUUGCCCUACUCUGUAUUAUGUUCCUCUUCUUUUGGAGUAAUAAAUAAAAUGAUAUACAAAUAAA